AUGGCAUUGCUGGCCUCUGUUACAUCCACCGGCGCAAGACUCUGGAGAAGCAAGCAUGUUCUGUUGACUUCGCCAUCCAGAACUCUUUCAAUCUUCUGCCGGGGAAAACCAAUCAGUCGUGAGGACGUUUUCAAAUUCACGGGUGGUCGCUUUUUGGUUAAAGAAAAGGAAGCAUGCGACCAAAGGUAUCUGAAGUUCGACUUGGACCAGCUCUGCGCUGUAGUCGCUUCUACGGGCAGCAAAUCGCCCGUCCGCACAAUUGAGAAGGAGGAGAGCGGAUACUGCAAGGUAUUGCUCAUGACCAAGGAAGACGGGUCCGAGCUUGUUGCUAAGCUCCCGUUUUCUUACGCCGGACCCCCAAAGUACAUGACAGCAUCCGAGGCUGCCGUCAUGCAAUACGUGCAUGACCACACCGAAGUCCCGGUCCCAAAACUCCUAACGUGGAGCGCCGACGCUUCAAAUCCAGUUGGCGCCGAAUACGUCAUAAUGGAGAAGGCCGCUGGCUGCCGGCUGUCCAAGAAAUGGGCCGAGAUGGAUCUUGAAAUCAAAUUCAAAUUCAUCGCAAACCUGGCCGAGCUUGAGGCUAAACUGGCAGGGGUGGAUUUUCCUGCGUAUGGAAGUCUCUACCUCAAGGAGUCCCUGGACGAUGGCGAACAGUACGAGCCUCUAGCGCCAGAGAUAGACCCUGAUGGCCGCUUUUGCAUCGGACCGUCUUGUGAGCGCGAGUGGUUCCACGAGGAAGACACGGAAGCUAUAGAGGCCCGCUUCGAUCGAGGACCCUGGCUCACUCUGCCUGCUUUCGGCAAUGCGGUUGCGGAUCGAGAGAUUGCACGUAUCGAACUGAACCCCAAACCAGAUGUGCCUUACGGGCCACCCCGCGGCUCGAUUGAAGAGCAACUCCAUGUGCUGGAAAUGGCCAAGACUCUCUAUUCCAGGAGUGACCCAGAUCCCCACAGUGGAAACUUGGCUUUCCAGACGCUGUGGCACCCCGACCUGCACAUGGGAAACAUUUAUGUUUCUGAUGAAGAUCCGACCAAGAUUUCCUCAAUCAUCGAUUGGCAAUAUUGCGUUGUUGCGCCCUUGUUCUGCCAGGCCCGCUUUCCCGCACUCCUAGAAGUCGACUAUGAUGACUACAAGUACGGUUCAGAGAUUCCAAAACCUCAAUUCCCAGAGAACUUCCAUGAGCUGGACGAAGACGAUCAGAAUGCCGCAAGAUCCAAGGCCGAAAUGCAAAUCCUGGCUAAGGUGUAUGAGAAGUUCUCUGGUUAUGAUAUGAAGAGAGCAUUACGUGUUCCCUGGUUUUUCCCCUCACUCUUCAAUCGUUGCGGGAGCACUUGGCAGCGGGGGGCCGUGCCUCUUCGUCCUUGCCUGAUCCGAACAGCGCAAUAUUGGACGGAAAUGGGAUGGGCCGGCGACUGUCCAUUGAAGUUCAGCGAGGAUUACCUUGAAAAGUCAAAGAAGGAAGUUGAAGAGUAUCAGGCCUACAUAGAUACCCGGCGUGGGAUUAUGAAGCUCAUGCAUACUACUUCUGAAGGCUGGUUCCCCCCUGAUGUUGAUUUCGAGGCGGUACAGAAGAUGACCAAGGAGCUGCGAGAAAAGUUCAUAGAAUUCGGUAUCAAAGAGGGAGUUUCGCUUGAAGAGAUUCAGGCGACAUGGCCUUUCUGA
Molecule: messenger RNA, 1665 nt
Organism: Lasiodiplodia theobromae
Lineage: Eukaryota; Fungi; Ascomycota; Dothideomycetes; Botryosphaeriales; Botryosphaeriaceae
Exons: 4
Coding region: 1-1665 (554 amino acids)
Cellular component (GO): mitochondrion
Source: RefSeq, a predicted model, not a curated record